GUCAAAGCUGAUAUAGCUUCUUCUACCAGAUCUACCUUACUGCAGUUCCCGGGGCGCAUGAACUGACCAUAUGCCUAGGCUUCUUAAUAUAACAAAAAUCCCUAACAAGCAAAUUCUCACCUGGCCCGGCCAAUUGAUCCCCGUCCGUCGCACCCGGAAAGAAUCCGCUCCCUAUCGAUCGAUUCGCCAUACUCCACAUCAUCCCUUCCUAGGCGCCUUAUCACAUUGAUGGCUGCCCAGUCGGGACGUAAUGGCCCGGCCAUCAUAUAGGACCUACGGGUCUCCCGCCUACUCUGCCGCACACCACGACCCCGGCGCUUCCAUCUGGGACGAGAUUAUGGCAGCCGGAACGAGUCUCGUGCGACGGCUGCGGGCCUACGGGAAUGGCCGUGGGAGGCAUUCGGCCUGGAAACUCGCCGUCAGGGGAGGCCACCAGCUGCGACGCAACUUGGUGCGCCGCCGUCUCCUCAGCUUCCCGCAUCUACUGGUCGCGCUAUGGGUCUUCGUUCUGCUCUGGGGCGAGAGGUGGACGUUUGCGAGUAAGGUGAACAGCUGCGACUGGGACCAUUGGGAAGAUUGGCCACCCAGUGCAACACCCCAUCGACUGGUUUUCGUCGCCGAUCCUCAGAUCAUCGAUCCUCAUUCAUACCCAGGGCGGCCAUGGCCACUUAACCCUCUUACAAUGCGCAUUACCGACAACUACAUGAGCAGGUCCUACACGCAAGUACAGAAGAUCUUACAUCCGGACACAGUCAUGUUUCUAGGUGAUUUAUUCGAUGGCGGGAGGGAGUGGAAGACGGCACAUGGAGACUUUGCCGACCCGGAAUGGGCCAAGGACCAUCGGCCCGCCGACGAGAAGAAGUACGUGAAGCAGUGGAAUAGAAAGUACGGCGAAAAAUACUGGUUGAAAGAGUACGCAAGGUUCGGCCGGAUAUUUUUCGAUAAGUGGAUAUGGGGAGGGACUACAUCUGGUCCGCACCAGCGAGGCCGUAAACUUAUUGCAAGCUUACCUGGCAACCACGACCUGGGCUUUGGGGCUGAAGUCAAGCUGCCGGUGAGGCAUCGAUUUAAUGCUUAUUUUGGUGAGACAAACAGGGUCGAUGUGAUUGGAAACCACACGUUUGUAUCCGUCGAUACAGUUUCUUUAAGUGCCGAUACUUCCAACAUGAAGAACCAAGUCGACUUGGGCCAAAUCUACGGUCCAGUAAAUGAUUUCCUCGACGAGGUCAAAGCAAGAAAACGCCGUGCUGUGCAGAAGGAACUGCGGUUCUGGCGGGGAGAUGUCGAGGAAGUGGUUCUUGAACACAAGGUCGAAGAACUGGAAGACGCAGAUUACAGCAACUUACCAACCAUGGACCCAGGCGAGGGUGCAUCUGACUUCCCUACGAUUCUGUUAACUCAUGUCCCAUUAUAUCGUGAGCGUGGCACUCCAUGUGGUCCGAUGCGCGAACAUUGGCCGCCCACCAACCCCCCCAAGGGACAAACGGGUCCCGUGAUCCCAGACCAUCGAAACGCCAUCAGCGUAUCGGGCGGGUAUCAAUACCAAAACGUCCUUAGCGACGAAGAUUCAAUCAAGCUGAUCAAGAGCAUCGGCAACGUCAUUCAUGUUUUCUCAGGCGACGACCACGACUACUGCGAAGUUGUUCACUCACCAGAAAAAGAAAACGUGCGCGAAAUUACUGUUAAGAGCUUCAGCAUGGCCAUGGGGGUACCAACUCCUGGCUUCCAGAUGGUCUCGCUGUACAACCCGGUCGAUGACCAAGGGAAGCCCCUCCCCAGCUCCACAGGCCGGACAAUGCAGACGCACCUCUGCCUCCUCCCUAACCAGCUCUCCAUGUUCCUUACCUAUGCUAUCCUUGGAGUCCUAACUAUUCUGGUGCUCGUAGCCAGAGCGUUUCUCGUGCCGCUCCUCAAUCUGCAGCCUUUCGCCCUCGAACCGAUGCAUCACCCCCCUUCGGCUGUGCUCCCCGUGUUUAAGGCUAAGAUGGACGCAGACGACGACUACGACGCCCUCCACAACGAUUCGACGUCGUCCUCAGGCACGGCGUCGAAUAAUCUACCGCUAGCCCGCUUCUCGUCAACGCGGACGCGGGACCAGUGGCAAGGGCAGCAGGCGAGAAACGGAACGCCACCGACGACGAAGAACGGCGGUGGCGGCAACAAAAAGACAGGAGCAACAGGUGGGAAAUGGGGCUGGGCCCAGAAUAAAGGCCCUAAGAUCCAGAUCCGUAGAGAUAACACGUACUUUGAUGGUGACGAUGACAAGAUGGCGUGGAGACCGGCUUCUUCUUAUUCGGGGUUAUCCGGGAGGAGAAGACGGAAUACUACCGCUGCGUUCAGGGUCGUCCUGGCCGAGAUGUGGACUACGUGUUGGCGGACGGCGUGGAUGGUACUUUUGUUUUAUGCAUGGCUUACUUGGCGUGGAUAAAAACAAAAUGGAAAUAUAUCUCACUUUUCUACUUCUGAUAUCUGUUUGCCUUUGUUUCUGGCCCCCUCUCCCCCUCCCUUUCUUUUCUAUCUUUUUUUUUUUCCCGAGUCUUAAUGUAUAAGAAACGCUGGGAUGGAUAUACUAUGUAAUACGGAUACGAAACAAAAAAAGGGUGUUUGGUCUACUUGCCUACCUAUCUACUUGUAUAGCUAAGGGGAAGAAUUUAAUAGCGGAAUAAAGAGACGGGGGAAACAGGAAAACUUGUAUCAUUAUAUCAUCGAAUUAUUGCUGAAGUCAGUCAGUCAGUUAGUUAGUUAUUGCUCGUUCUAUUUGGCGAGGCAUGGCAUAACGUAACGUAACAUAGGAGAGAGAAAGGGGAGAGAGGAGAGGAGGACGCGCGCAGGGCACUUACUUGGCUUGAUUUUCAUUCAUGUGCAUAGAUACGCAGAUAGAUGUGCAUGGGAAAUGGAGUAAAGUUCUUAUCAUUACUAUUUCGUUUAUUUUGUUCUUUAUGCUUGCUGUUGUGUUGUGUUGGUAUUGGUGUUUUGUUUUUGAAUUUGAUAUCUUGAUAGUAGGGAUUGAGUCAUUGAUACUGAAUUCAUCUAGAGAAGACAUUCCGUC
Xylaria bambusicola is the source of this 3049-nucleotide messenger RNA. RefSeq lists its product as uncharacterized. Gene Ontology annotation, biological process: GPI anchor biosynthetic process. The transcript is spliced from 2 exons. Lineage: Eukaryota; Fungi; Ascomycota; Sordariomycetes; Xylariales; Xylariaceae. Bases 251 to 2428 code for a protein of 725 amino acids. The record is from RefSeq and is a predicted model, not a curated record. Gene Ontology annotation, cellular component: endoplasmic reticulum.